Messenger RNA from Amphiprion ocellaris (clown anemonefish), 6685 nucleotides. Its product is annotated as zinc finger protein Eos. NCBI's taxonomy places the organism in Eukaryota, Metazoa, Chordata, Actinopteri, Pomacentridae. The record is from RefSeq and is a predicted model, not a curated record. Gene Ontology annotation, molecular function: RNA polymerase II cis-regulatory region sequence-specific DNA binding; DNA-binding transcription factor activity. The coding region runs from base 1098 to 2861 and encodes 587 amino acids. Gene Ontology annotation, biological process: regulation of transcription by RNA polymerase II. The transcript is spliced from 7 exons.
CAGCUCUAAAAGCACUUGUCUUUGUCCGCCUACGCUGUGUUACCAGGCAAACGUCAGCUUGAAGGCUUCGAGGAGAGCGAGCUAGCAGGCUAACCACCAGUUAGCCGUAGCAUUUUGGGUGGCGGUGGGUGCCAUAGCAACCGUUUGCAACCGAAACAUUGGCUGUGGGGGCUUGCUAGCGAAGACACUUCAGGCUAAUGUUGGUUUGUUAUGCUAGCCUUAGACGCGACGCCGAGGAGUCUUGAAUGUCCAAUUUAGAGAUAGUCAAUCAAUUAAUGUCACAAUUCAUCGUUGUUUACUUUCGUCGCUGCACAUACUACUUAGUUGUAGCGUUGUUCAUUCUUUUUAGCGAGCUGUCGAUGAUGAUCGGCUGGUAAUAGUGUUGAGUUUAGCUAACUUGAGCAGUGGUAAUUUCUAUCACAUGCAGCAAGCUAACGUUAGCCAGUAAGGCCGUAAACUUCGAUUACCUCAGCGCCACCGUUAUGUAAACGGGGGUAGCGCUAUCUCUUUCUAUUACGAUCUGGAUUUCACAAUAAUUUGCCUCAAGUGAGCCUGACGAGAUAUUAGCUUCACUUUAACUUACUUUAGUAGUGUUGUUGUGGGUCACCCCAAUUGUUACUAAGUCUGGUCUGUGGCUGGUAAGAUUAGAGUCAGUGCUAACUUAGCUGCUAGUUAAUCAUUUUCUAUUACGAUUAAUUAAUCCACAUCACCUGAUCUUUUGCACAGUAUUGUUAGCACUGGAAGCUAAUGUUAUAGUAAUAUGUUGAAGCAAUCCUAAAUGUACGGCAUUCCUUGCUUGCACCGCACCAACAAGUUAGCAGUAGUAAGUUGCAGUUAGCAAAUAGUCAUUCUAGUGUUUACUCGUAGUUGUAAUUAAAUGCGUCUCCUGUAGGCUGAUUUGCAAGUUACUUACUAAGCCAUACCAGUUUAACUUGAACCACGUCCUGGAUUUUAUAAAGUGAUGUGAAAUUAGACUUGUACCUGCGCUACUGUAUGUCUUCCUGUUACAGCAAUAGUGGUUGUAAACGUGAUUAUGUUCUAGUUAGGAGUAAAUCAGUGAGUUAUUGUGUGUGACAGGGGAUUCUCUUGUGACAUGAAUGUCAUUUCAGUUUUCAGCUAGAACUAGUAUGGAUGUUGAUGACUGCAAUGGCCGGUCUUGCAUAUCAGCUAGCGGAGACUCUUCAAUGGAAAGAGAGUUUUCUGGGGCCCUUGGUGGUCCAACAGUGAGCACCCCAAAUAGCAAAGAGAACUCUCCUAGUCGCUCCCUCAGUGCCAACUCCAUUAAAGUGGAGCUGUACAGUGAUGAAGACCCAGGUCGUAGCACUGAGGAUGAAAGAGGGGAGCGGGUAGAAGAGGGAGGUCAGGAACAGGGAUCUGAGGCUGUUGGAGGCUACAGGGAGCUCACCAAUCCUGAAACCAUGCCUGCUGGAGCCACGAGACUGCCGAAUGGAAAGCUCCAGUGUGAUAUCUGUGGGAUGAUCUGCAUCGGGCCUAAUGUUCUAAUGGUGCACAAACGCAGCCACACAGGUGAGAGACCGUUUCAGUGUAAUCAGUGUGGUGCCUCCUUCACACAAAAGGGUAACUUGCUCCGUCACAUCAAGCUGCACUCGGGGGAGAAGCCCUUUAAAUGUCCCUUCUGCAACUAUGCCUGCAGAAGACGAGAUGCACUUACCGGGCACCUUCGCACUCAUGCAGUGUCUUCUCCAACUGUAGGGAAGCCAUAUAAGUGCAGUUAUUGUGGUCGUAGCUACAAGCAGCAGAGCACCCUCGAGGAGCACCGUGACCGUUGCCACAGUUACUUACAGAGCCUGGAGGCACAGCAGCCAACCAGUGCACGGAAUUCAGGAGAGGAGGUGAGAGAGUUAGAGUAUAUACCCGACUCUCUACAGCAGCCCUCCUCAGACAAGAUGACAUUUAUCGAUCGGCUCGCCAACAGCAUCACCAAACGCAAGAGAUCCACACCACAAAAAUUUGUAGGACAGAAGCACAUACGUCUCAACCUUGCAGAUGCACCUUAUGAGCUCACUGCUGGUUUGGAUAAAGAUGGAGACAUGCACGCAGGUGACCUUGAAGCCCCGCACUUUACUGGUCUGGGAGGAGAAUACGCAGGUGUAGCAGGUAACGGAGGAGGGGCAUCAGACACUCUGAGACCCCUACACCACCCCACCACGCACAGUUCAUGUUUGUCAGAACUCCGGGCAAUCCACAGCUCCUCUCACGCUUCCGUUGGUCUAGGCCCCAGAUUGGAUUGCACAGGGACAGGAGCUGGGCUGGGAGCUGUGGGUGUGGGGGGAAGGGAGGCAGCAGAGGGUCACGAAGACCUGCCUGCCGGUCGAAGUCACGCACCCUCUCCCACCAAUGGUUGCCAGGACUCUACGGACACCGAAAGCAUGCCAGAUGAGCCAUGCAACAGCACUGCUCCGACUCCGACCUUGCACAGUAACAACGGCCAUCAUCUCCUCCACUCCAACAACCAUCAUGCAGCACAUCGUCCCAUUGCACGCCACAGGAGUCGGGACAGACACAGCCCCAGCCACGCCAAAGACCGGGAGGUGGAGAGGGAGGAUGGAGGCCACUUAGCCCACCCAGCUCCUGCACUUGCUCCAACCCCCAGCUCACCUACAGCGCCUUCCUCCACGUCCAGGGAGGCUUUUCGGGUUGUAGACGGGGAGGGGCGAGCUGUGCGUUCUUUCCGUUGUGAGCACUGCCGUGUGCUUUUCUUAGACCAUGUCAUGUUUACCAUCCACAUGGGCUGCCAUGGUUUUCGCCAGCCGUUUGAGUGCAACAUCUGUGGCUAUCGCAGCCAGGACCGCUAUGAGUUUUCUUCGCACAUAGUCCGUGGAGAGCAUGUCCUUGACUGAGGAUAUAAGAUGGACAACCUGCUUCCCCUAGAGCUUUUCGUUCUCUAAGACAAGGACCUGUGCUGAGUUUGGUCUGCACAUGUGCUGCUGAAGAGGUCACUGAAGGAGUGAAACUAAAUAUAGUAUAAUAGUGGUUCUUGUUACUUUCAAUGCACUUUGAACAACAAAUCUAUUUAAAUGCAUUUUUGAUUUAAUGUGUUCUAAAGUAGAUGAAGAGCUAAUGCACUUUUUCAUUCGCAGACUUGCCUUGCUCCAAAGUUCAGGAUUCAGACCUGAUGCACAAAUUGUAGAAAUCUAAUCUGACUAUUGUCCAUAACCUGAAAACCUCCCUGUCUUCAACACUUUAAUGGAAUAAUAUCAAAAUGCCACGUAUGAAGUUUAUAGGCUUGUCUACAGUGAAAUCUGUACAGAUUUUUAUGCGUUGGUCGAAAAGCACCUUUUACAAUGAAACGAUUUGCUGACAAACCGUACUUUUGUUUUGUUGGGGGGUGGAUUCUGUACAAUAGAUUGCUGUUUUCAUAAUGCGAAGUAAAGUGCAGACCAAACUCAAAAACCAGGUACACGUCAAUUAGAUAUUGUUGUUUCAGGGGCUGUCUGUGAAUUAGAAAUGCACUUUGGUUUCUUAACAGGGGAGGAAUUAACAGAUUUUUGUGCGUGUUUGUUAGUGUGUGUGAGAGAGAGCCUGAGAGACCCUGUGUUUUUUGAAAGUAACUCGAAAAAGUAAAGAGGAAAUUGAAGGCCUUUAUUUGUGUGAAUGCCGUGUAGGGCGGUAUAUUAAUUUUUGUUUUUCUUUUCUAUGACUGCUUUUGUUGCACUGAUAACUGCCAGAAUACUAUGAUUAUAUUAAACUAUUUUAUAGGAUUCAUUAAUGACCUGCACAUUUCUCUCAAAAUGUUACAACUGGUGUUAUGUUCUUCUCACUAGGAAAGAGGUUCAAGUAUCACUGCCACAAUUUUAGAGAUUACUGAAGAGGUUAUGCCGUUAAUAUUUUCCCUUUUUAUUACAUUUUAAUUACAUCAAACAGCAAACCAACUCUAUUAAGUAACUAAUCUAUUUAUGCUAUAUUUAAACAUAAUUUUGUUGUUUUGUAAUUGUAUUGUGCCUUUCUUCACCUUGUUGACCCGAGUGAAAGACACGAGCUAACAGCAGUCGUGUCUUACAAACAGAUCUUUGCGUGUGAUGCUCAAGAUCAUGAGUUACAAAAUAAUUUGAGUAAUCAAGUUGUUUUCCAGACACUGUAAUGUCUCUGCCCUGUAGUUUUACAGUAGCUGUUUAUUAUACUUAACAAGAGUGGGGCUGAUUUGCAUUCAUUUUGUUGACAAAAUCCAGUGCUUUGCUAAGUCAAAGACUUUAAUGUACUUGGCAUUUGAUACAUGCUGCUAUGACCGGAGCGCAGUGUGGAGUGGCAGUCCAAUACUGUUCUCGCAGUGUAAAUCCAAAAUUUUGAUUAGAAUUUUGUUCAGCUAAGACAUUUCAGUACCUCGCAGAAUGACAAGGAAGUUUUUCAUACCUGUUUAGUUGGUUGUGAUCUAUAUUUAAUGAUGAUAUAGUCGUGGAGAUUUGUGCAGAAAUUAAAUGUGCAGAGAAAUGUGUCAGUUCAAACCACACUGUCAGCUCUUGAUUUUGUCUGUAAGUUAACAACAAGAGAGACAGCUGUUGUAGUCACUUCUUAUUAGAUUUUACACAGUUUAAGCACAAAGAAUUUAAUGUCCAGAAGGCUGUUAUGAAAAUAGACAUGGGCACAGAAAUGAUACUCAGUUUAGGUUGAUGAACAGGACAUUUGUGGAUUACAAUUCUAAUAUUAGAUUAAUAGCAACAAGGAUAAGUUUGGAACAAACUUAUCAAAAAUGUUCUGAAAAUCAAAAAGGCUGGAAAAAUAGUCAAAAUCAUCAGCUGACUUGAGCCCAUUAUUUUUGUGUAGUGCAAAGGCUUAUUAACUACUAUUCCCCGUAUUUACCAUAACUGGUAUUUUGACCAUAUUAGGUGAGUUUUUUCAGCUCUACGAAGCAUUUAUUUUCACAAGACUAAUUUGAAAUCACUUAACUAUUCAGGGCUCGAAAUGAGUAUUUAUGGUCAAAGUUGUGCUGGUGAAUGGUUCCUUGGUUUUGUCAUAUACUGAACUCAGUCUUGUAUAGAUUCUCAGAUUUUAAAUAGUUGUUUUAGAUGUGCAGAGGCGUGAAAAUAAUGUUUCCAUGAAGAGGAAUUUAAGAAAAAGUAGUACUUGGUUUGCAUUCUAUUUUUAGAUCCGCAUGAGCGUGGUUCUGUAUAGCACCAAAAAAUUCUCCCAUGGCUGAGCCAAAGAACCACUAUUUCUUACUCUUGAGCACUUUUCCCCAUUGUAGUGGCAAAAUGAAAAAUUAGUUAAAGGAAAUUAAUAUAUUUGUAUAUACAGUAUAAAUUAGGAAGAAGCUGCAAGGUAAGAAUUUGUUUCUCUUCAUUGCUGUCAUUAAGGCCUUGUAGAUGUUAAAAUGUUCUUAUCUACAUUUUGUUUUGCAGAAAACCUUUCAAAAUAGAUAAUGUACAUGUUUACCUUGCUUCAGUUGAGAAAGGAAGAAUUAUCAAGUUCCUAAGUGAAGUCCGCAUUUGUUUAUCACAUGGCAGAGAUUCAAGAAGGAAGGAAUCACUUGUAGCCACAAUGCACUAUGGUGAUCUUGUCACUACUGUGGUAACACAAAUUGAAAUAUGUGAUUAACUUCUUAAUUUAUUCUAAAGUUACUUUAAUAAUGAAAUGAUAUUGCCUUAAUAUGAAAAUAGACUGUUGGAUCCCUUUGUGACAGAGAUUGGUUUGUAAAUUCUCACAAAAUCCUAAAAUGUAGUUUCAUGCAGUCUAAUUUAAAAACAUAACACCAAAGUAGUCAUCGCAAAUCAGUGAAAUUGUCAGAUUGCAUGGGGGGAAAAAUGCUUUGACCAAUGAAUUACAUCUUAAACCUUUUUUCCCUGUGUAUAUUCUGAUUUAGGCCCAGAUGUGACUCUUCCCCAGUUGGUGUGAUUUGUGUGCAGUAGAUUUUGCUGUUGUGCCUUUGGCUGCAGGUCUUUUAUACAUUUUCUCUCUCGACUCCCCCCUCAAAAAAAAAGCAGUGGUGGUGCACAUUACAACGGUUCAUCAGUUUUGUUUUGUUUUUUUUUUAAAUUGAGUGUACCCCAACACCACCAUUAUUCAGUAUCCCUGACCAGAAACAGCUUAUUUUUCCAAUCUGUGGACAGAGACCCAUUAACAGAACAGAUUUUGGUAAUGCUACUGGGAGCCAAAGAAAACACCAGAGACAAAAUGUGUAAAACUUGAUGUAACCCUCAGCCGUUUUGUUGAUCUCGCUUGAAAUAUUGUACAAAAGCAGUUAAAGAAAAAAUAAGGUUUGGUUCUCCAGUCCAAUGAAUUGGCUCUUUUGCAGGAUCUCUCAUUAUGUUCUGCAUUAUAGAUGGAACAAAUCUGCCAUCUCUAUUUGUGUGUGCUACACUGGAUAGUAACGUGCUUCUACAUCUGAUGCAUGUGGUCCCAAUGCUGUUCGCUCCUCAACCAACACCUUUCUGUUCUAGUCUUAAGGACAACCAAAUAAAACGGUCUCCAAUUCAAGACUAUACUUCAGAAAAUAAACUAACUCUAGCUUUGUGGUAUCUUGUGUUUAAAAGGUUUCCUUGUUGCACUAUUUGUUCCCUUCAGUUUCUCUCUUUAGUUUUCCCCACUCUCUAAAUGGUCUGAUAUCGCUUUAAAUAACUGCAGAGCCUUUUUAAAUGUAUGUAAUUAUGCAUUUGCGUAAUUCGAUCUUAAACUACUGUAAGUUUUGUACUGUAAGAAAGUCUAUUCCAAAUAAAAUACUUGACCUGCU